AUGGAGGGCGGGAAACUCUCGGAUCCCCCGUCAGACACAAGCAGCACUCUGAAAAACCACAAGAGAACCCAUGAAUGCUCAGAGUGUGGGAAAUCCUUUGCUCGCCGGUCCGUCCUUUUGACCCACAGGAAGGUCCAUCUGGGAAGCGGAUCCAGUCAAGGUUUGGAGGGUGAGAAAUCCUUUUCUGGAAAAGGUGCCAAAGAUCUCAGAAGCUCCCCCAGACUAAAACCUCAUAAAUGUGAGAAAUGUGACUUACGCUUUGGUCAAAAGUCAAGUCUUCUUACACAUCAGAAAAUCCACACUGGAGAGAAACCCUAUCAGUGUCUGGAAUGUGGGAAAUUUUUCAGUAAAAAAGGCACCCUCAGAAAGCAUGAGAGAAUUCACACAGGGGAGAAACCUUACACGUGUUGGGAAUGUGGGAAGAGCUUUUCUCGGACGGGAGGUCUUCAGAUCCAUGAGAAGGUUCAUGCAGGAAUAAAAUCUUACAAAUGCUUUGAGUGUGGAAAAUGUUUCACCCUGAGUUCAACUCUUCGGACUCAUGAGAAAACACACAGAGGGGAGAAAAAUGAAAAGUGUCUUGAAUGUGGGAAGUGUUUUUCUGAGAAAUCAAGCCUGGUGCGCCAUCAGAGACGUCACACUGGAGAGAGACCCUAUGAAUGUCCAGAAUGUGAGAAACGAUUUAUGUGUUCUUCUGAACUUCAGAGACAUCAGAAGAGACACAAAGGGGAGAAACCCUAUCAAUGUGGGGAAUGUGAGAAAUGUUUUGUUACGCAAAGAGAGCUUCAGUUUCACGAGAGAAUCCACACAGGGGAAAAACCAUACAAAUGUGAGGAGUGUGGGAAAUGCUUUUCCCUAAAACAAAGCCUUGGAAGGCAUCAGAGGCUCCACACAGGAGAGAAGCCGUUCAAAUGCGUAGAAUGUGGGAAAUGUUUUGCUCAACAUGGAAAUCUUUGGAGACAUCGUAAAACCCACACAGGGGAGAAGCCGUACAGAUGCCUAGAAUGUGGAAAAUGUUUUGCUCAGAAGGGAGCACUUUGGACACAUCAUAAAACCCACACAGGUGAGAAGCCGUACAGAUGCCUAGAAUGUGGAAAAUCAUUUGCUCAUUCAUAUUCCCUCAGAAGCCACAGCCGAAUCCAUACAGGAGAGAAGCCCCAUAAAUGCUCGGAGUGCGAUAAAUGUUUUUCUCAAAAAAAUACUCUUGUGAGACAUCAGCUAACCCACACUGGAGAGAAACCAUAUAAAUGUCCAGAGUGUGGGAAAUGUUUUGCCCGAACUUCAUCACUUUGCAAGCACAUCAGAAGUCAGACAGGGGAGUCGCCUUACAAGUGUGCCAAGUACACAAGCAGCACUCUGAAAAACCACGAAAGAACCCACAAAUGCUCAGAGUGUGGGAAAUCCUUUGCUCGCCGGUCUGUCCUUUUGACCCACAGGAAGUACGAAUGUCUGGAAUGUGGGAAAAAAUUCCGUCAAAAAACCUAUCUCAGAAACCACGAGAGGCUUCACACAGGGGAGAAACCUUACAAGUGCUGGGAAUGUGGGAAGAGCUUUUCUCAGAGCGCCAGUCUUUGGAUCCAUGAGAAGGUUCAUGCAGGAAUAAAAUCUUACAAAUGCUUUGAGUGUGGAAAAUCUUUCACCCUGAGUUCAUCUCUUCGGAGUCAUGAGAGAAAACACAGAGGGGAGAAAAACGAAAAGUGCCUUGAAUGUGGGAAGUGUUUUACCUGGAAAUCAAGCCUGGUGCAACAUCAGAGACUUCACACCGGAGAAAGACCCUAUGAAUGUCUGGAAUGUGAGAAACGAUUUAUGUUUUCUUCUGAACUUCAGAGACACCAGAAAUGGCACAAAAGAGAGCUAUCCUCUAAAUGUGGGGAAAGUUUUAUCUCGCCAGGAGAGUUUCAGAUUCACCAAAGAACCCACACAGUGGAGAAACCAUACAAAUGUGGGGAGUGUGGGAAAUGCUUUUCCCUAAAACAAAACCUUAGAAGCCAUCAGAGGGUCCACACAGGAGAAAAGCCGUACAGAUGCCUAGAAUGUGGAAAAUCUUUUGCUCAAAAGGGAGCCCUUUUGACACAUCACAAAAUCCACACAGGGGAGAAGCCAUAUCCAUGCUUUGAAUGUGGAAGAUUUUAUCGUACUACAUCAAUCCUUAGAAAUCAUAUAAAAGUUCACACAGGAGAAAGAAACUACAAAUGUUUAGACUGUGGGAGAACAUUUGCUAAUCCAUUUUCCUUUAGAACUCACAGCCGAAUCCAUACAGGAGAGAAACCUCACAAAUGUUCGGAGUGUGAUAAAUGUUUUUCUCAAAAAUAUACUCUUGUGAUACAUCAGCGAAUCCACACUGGAGAGAAGCCAUAUAAAUGUUUGGACUGUGGGAAAUGUUUUGCCCACAAUUCAGCACUUUACAGGCACACCAGAACUCACACAGGACAGAGGCCUUACAAGUGUGCAGAGUGUGAGAAAACCUUUCAUUGUCCGUCUCAGCUCAAAAUGCAUCAGAAAGUCCACAGCAGAGAUAAAUCUUUUCAGUUGUGAACAAUGUGGGGAAAAACCUUUUUCAAAAGUCGCACCUUACUAUUUACCAGGAAUUUUACACAGUGUCAGAAGGGAAAUCCUACAAUUGUUUGGUGUGGGGAAAAUGUUUUUCCUAGUCAAGUAACCUUCAGUACCACAAUCAAGCAAAUCCACAUAAAUGUUGGGAGUGUGAGAAAGUUUUGCUCACAAAGCCGCAUUAGUAACUUACCAGAGUGGUUACACAAAAGGGUUAUAAGGUGACCAACUUUUUUACAAUGAGGAGGACACAAAUAAGUUGAAGAAAAAAAUACCGUAAAUAAAACAUUUUAUUCAUUGCAACAAUACAGAA
Messenger RNA from Protobothrops mucrosquamatus (brown spotted pit viper), 2860 nucleotides. RefSeq names its product zinc finger protein 91-like. Bases 1 to 2532 code for a protein of 843 amino acids. Lineage: Eukaryota; Metazoa; Chordata; Lepidosauria; Squamata; Viperidae. Gene Ontology annotation, biological process: negative regulation of transcription by RNA polymerase II; regulation of cytokine production; regulation of immune system process. The transcript is spliced from 4 exons. The record is from RefSeq and is a predicted model, not a curated record.